ACGCGGGUGGUGAGGGAGGUGUCGCCGACACCGCUAUGGACGCGCCGGCCCUGUGUGUGUGUGUGAUAAGAGCAGGUAGACUGUGAUGGGCUAGGAGAUCUCCUCGCCAGUUCUUGGACUUUUUGCUUGAUAAAAUAGUUUGUCGUCGGUAUUUUCUAGUCCAUCGUCUGUAUUUACAUUUACCCACUGGCAGCCAAAAUCCACUAUGAAGCGUGUAUGCACUGUGACUACUUUUAUAUUGUUGAUUAUCUGCUGGGCAUUUCACUCUGUCUCGUGCUGAAGCCUGUCAGUGUGGUCGACCAAUCGCAGCAGGCUGUCAUUGGUCCAAUCAGCGCAAAUUAGCUUCGCGCUCAGGAGGGGUUUGGGAACAAAUGAAUCGCUGAACGAUUCAUAUGGGAGUCGCUGGGAUAAUUAGGUAAAAAUAAAUGCAGAUUAUAAGACCAUGAAAGUGUUUUUUGACCUUGCAUGCAUAUUAGACUGUUGUACCCUUACAACCUAAAUAUGACCCUACUUCAUGUAUAAUAUGGGCUCUUUAAGACAUAACAUUUUGGAUUAAUUAAACAGGUGUUGUUACACCAUUUUCUGUGAAAUGAGAAUACCACCUGUCCAAAUAUACUUUUCAUCAAUGAGACCACAAGCAGUUAUCCUAUGUUCACCUCAUAUCAGAUUUUAAUAAUGGCAUACAUAAUUUUUACAAAGUGGCAGUAGUGAAACAGUGCCCCCUAGAGUCAAAUAAUUGAUUGUCACAGAAAAUGGUGUAACACCCACCUGUUGUUCUCAUUAAAUAUAUUGGAUAGCACUUUAAAGCAUUGCUUGGCUCUAUGCUUCCCAUAACAUAAUUAUUAAAACUGGAUCUCUGUCUUUUUUUUUUUUUUUAGAGGACACACCCCAGUGCCCUACUGCAAAUUCCACAAACCUCAUCAGAUGACUCAAUCUCAAGCACACCACCUCCUCUCAAGCAGUCAACUUUAUGCACCUCUUCGCUUACUCAAACAAGACUCAACGGAUUGGUGUUUGAGUACAUCAUAGCAGAUGUACAACCUUUUUCACUGGUAGAGAAUGCGUCAUUUCGGAAAAUGAUUGAAGGAAUCAGUGGUGGCAAAGGACCAAUGUCAAGAAAAACUUUAAUGCAACGCAUUGAAAGUGAGUCUCAAAAAAUGAAAGAGGCACUGACAGAAACACUUUGCAAUGUUAAAACUGUUUGCACAACUGCGCACAUAUGGACUGCUCACCAUAAGAGUUUUUUUGGUGACACCUGUCACUGGAUCGAGCCUGAGACACUAGAGCGGAAGUCUGCUGCACUAGCCUGUGAACAGCUAACUGGGCGCCACACAUAUGAGGUAAUCGCUACCAAACUUGCUGAGAUUCAUUCACAAUUUCAAAUUCAGGGCAAAGUCAGUACAACUGUGACUGAUAAUGUAAGCAAUUUUUUUUAAAGCUUUCAAAGAAAAUGGAGGACCUGAAGCUGAGGAUGAAACUGAUGGAGUAGAAGAUGAUGUACAAUUUGAAGAUGUUGCAGCUUUUUUUUGAGGCAGAUCAAAAUGAAGAGCUAAUGUUUUUUUCGCCACCUCACCAUCGCUGUGCUGCACACACUCUUAAUCUUAUUGCAACAUCAGACUUGAACAAAGCAGCAUCACAGGGUGUUCACAGAAAACUCUACCGAAGUGCCAUGUCCAAAUCUGCAGCCAUAUGAAACAAAGCCCACCGCUCAUCUGGUGCUGCUGAUGCCAUCCAAGAAAUUGCCAAGAUGAGAUGCCUGGUACCAUCUGUGACAAGGUGGAGCUCAGAGUACCACGCCAUUGUAAAACUGAUCAGACUCUCCGAUGAUCAGCUGAAUGAUAUCUGUGACCGCCUCAGUGUGUCUAAACUCCACCCGCAAGAGAUUACAUUUCUCAAAGAGUACACAACUAUCCUACAACCACUGUGCUACUCUAUAGAUCUUCUCCAAGGAGAAAAGAACUGCUUUUUUGGUUUCAUUGUUCCGACUAUCAUAAGCCUGAAAGCCAAACUGGCUGAAAAAAUGACACAGACUCAGUUUUCAUCUCAAAUACUCGCAGCUGUGAUCAAAGCUAUUGACACUCGAUUUGAGAAGGUAUUUAGCAGUCAUGAAGCAAGAGUGGCAGCAUCCACAAUUCCAAAAUUCCGUCUCUGGUGGCUUGCAGAUGUGGAGAGAGAAGAAAUGAAAAGACAGAUGAUCCAAGAAGCUUCUCUAAUCAACUCAGCAGGACCCUCUGUGGGUGCUCACAGCACAACUGCAAAUGCCUCAAAAGGACCAGAUCUUCUAGAAGAUGAUGACAGCUUCUUCACUUUUGAGACAGCAGUGACAACUUCUACAACUGUAGAAGAGGAGGUGCACAGAUACCUUCAGGAUUCAGAGAAGUCCUUGGUUUCCCUGAAGAUGUAUCCUACUGUCAAAGCCCUCUUCAUAAAGUACAACACUACAUUGCCAUCAAUUGCUCCUGUAGAGCGACUCUUCAGCCAGGGAGGACUCGUUUUUACUCUUCAUCGCAACAGAAUGACAGAUAAGCACUUUGAAAUGUCUCUAUUGCUGCGCUACAACCGCCUUUACUUGACUGUUGAUUAGGAAAGCAUAGGUAGUUAGGUACUGUAGAUAGGUGGCUACUGGCUAAUAUGUUUGACUUAAAACAAAACUUGUUUUCUUUUGAUGUUUACAUUUUUGUAAAGCAAACACAUUUUGCAUUCUUCUAAUAUUUGCAAUAUUGUUCUUGGGUGAGAUGUUUUCAUAAUAGAAAUUAAAAUGUUGGAUAGAACCGGUUACAUUACCUUGGUUUUACAUAAACUAUUUUGAAGCUUUUUUUUUCAUGUAUACCUGAUAUUUUUCUGUGAAAUACAAAGGGUAAGCAAAAUGCAUAUUAUAUACCUAUACUUUAUAUUACAGACAGUAAUGCUGUCUAUGUUCAAGCACUUUUAAUCUUUAUUACAGAAACAGAAAUUUAA
Messenger RNA from Danio aesculapii, 2958 nucleotides. RefSeq lists its product as uncharacterized. The record is from RefSeq and is a predicted model, not a curated record. The transcript is spliced from 2 exons. The coding region runs from base 1748 to 2584 and encodes 278 amino acids. Lineage: Eukaryota; Metazoa; Chordata; Actinopteri; Cypriniformes; Danionidae.